Messenger RNA from Pezoporus flaviventris, 3011 nucleotides. It is a transcript of the gene CCDC142, whose product is annotated as coiled-coil domain containing 142. Lineage: Eukaryota; Metazoa; Chordata; Aves; Psittaciformes; Psittacidae. The record is from RefSeq and is a predicted model, not a curated record. The coding region runs from base 50 to 2998 and encodes 982 amino acids. The transcript is spliced from 10 exons.
GGCGCGGCCUAAGCCUCUUUCCUCCCACCGCCCCCGGCCAUGGCCCAGCAUGGAGGACGGCGGCCGUGAGCGGCGCGGCGCGGAGCCCUGCCCGCAGGACCCUGUCCGUGAUGUCGCCGGCCCCGGUGGCCUCGUCCCGCUGCUGCUGCCGGCCCUGCCCGCGCCGGGGGACGGGGAUCCCCGCGGGGCAUCCCCAGAGCCAGGCAGCAGCUCCCGGGGGCCCCUGUCCCGGUCCCUGCGGAAGGCCGAGGCGAUGCUGCGCGGCUGCGUCAGCCCCGGCCUGCGGCGCCUGCUGCCUCCGCGGCCCCGGCGACGCGGCCCCGGCAGCGAGGACGAGGAUGAGGACGAGGAUGAAGAAGAAGCCUCCGCGCUUCUGACCCCGUUGGAGCGGAGCUUCCCGGGGCUGCGCCGCUGCCUCUGCGUCCGCGAGGAUCCGCGCACCGAGACCUUCCACGGCCACGUGCGGCCGCCGCCCUGCGACGCCGACACCGCCGACGCCGUCACCACCGCCGCGGCCUUCUCGUUCCACCCGGUGCACCCGCGCGUGGCCGAGCGCGGCGCGGCCCUGCACGCGCUGCUGCGGCAGCGCCACCUCCUCCGCCUCGCCCGUGACUACAGCCGCCGGCUCCAGGCCGCGUCCGGCUUCCUCCGCCGGCUGCUGGCGCUGCUGCAGGAGCCGGUACCGGAGCUGGACUCGGGGCCGCCGCUGCGGGAGCUGUGCCGGGAGCUGCGGGUGCACACCGGGCACUGGGGCGCGCUGCGGCGGCGGCUGCGCGGGGACCCGUGGCUGCGGGCGCUGGUGCUGCACCGGGGCGAGGCCGUGGCGCACAUGCGGCGGGCGCUGGUGCUGCUGGCGCUGCAGGCGCUGAGCCUGGCUGAGCACCUCGCCGAGGCGCGGCUGCGGGCGCUGGCCCGGACCGGCAGUGCCGCCGCUUCCCUCCCGGAGCUGCUCUCCGACCUCUUCCAGGGCCUGGACAUCUACAACCGGGCCGUGGGUGACCUGGAGCCGGAGCUGGGCGCCGCUGGCUGCCUUCCCACCGGCACCGCCGGCCGUCCCGGUGCUGCCGAAGCCUCAUCCCGCCCCUUCCCAGCGUCCCGGGUGCUGCAGAUUGUGGCAGCUGAGCGGGGCUGGCUGGCGGCCGGGCGGCUCCGGCCCUUCCUACAGCUGCGGGCCGGUGCCGGUGGGGAUGAGCCUGUGCGCUGGGAGGACACCGAGGUGCCUUGGCUGCCGGAGCACGGUUCCGCGGCGGACACGGAUUCCUGCGGCCGGGAGGAGCAUCCCAGCAUGGCCGGGACACUGAGGGCGCUGUGCAGGGAGGAUGAGGAGCUCAUGGGCCUCCUCCUGGGGGUGCUGGUGGCCUCAUCCGGCAGCUUCCAGCACCACGUCCUUCAUGUGCCCAAGGAGAAGCCACCGGCGGCGGCACCGGGGCCCCCGGAGCCCCAAGAGCCGGGCUGGGCCGGCUGGACAUCGGUACCGGCGGCCCAGGCCCUGCUCGCACGGUACCGACCGCUGUUCUGGGACGCCGCGGCCGCCGCGCUGGGGCACGGUGCGGAGCUGCUGCCCGGCGGGACUCUGCCGGCGGCGGCGCUUGAGCUGAGUGGCGCCAUCGGCGCCGCUCCUGUGCCCCGGGAGUGCCGGGAAGAGCUGGGGCGGCUCAGCCUGAGCUUGCUGUGCCGCGGCGCGCUCCGGAGCUGGGACACAGGCUUCACCUGCGCCCUGGGCUCGGCUCUCUCCGACAAGUGCUCCGGGGAUGCGGUGCCGGCGUCGGGCCCUGUGCGGAGCCGCACAGCGACGCUGCUGCACCGGCUGUACCCGGCCCUGGCCCUGGCCCUGCGCUGCCUGCGCCCGCCGCCCGGUCAGUGGGGUCCGGGGAGGGGGACGGGGACACGGCGGGGUCCUGCCCCACAUCUCAUCCCCACCUCUGUCCCCCCAGACCUUCCCCCCGGGCCCCCCUGCCUGCGCCUGCAAGUCCUGGGCUGCUGCCUGGCCACGGUGCAGGCUGCCCACUCCUGGCUGACCGGCAGAGCCUGCAGGUACCUGGCGGCCUGGGCUCUGCCCCAGUUCCUGCUUGUCACCCAGGGGGACCUGCAGCUGCUGAAGAUGGAGACAGACAAACUGGUGCUGCUGGUGAAAGGUACCUUCCCAGAGCCUGGGGAUGUCUCCCCACCGCUGCCCCUCCUUGUGAUGUCAAACCAGGAGCUCCAGCUCUGCCAGCGCAUUCGUUCCAUGGCCACCAGCAUCCAGCUCUUCUCAGGGGACGUGCUGAAGAUGUUCUCCACCGGCUGCAAGCGGAUGUCGGCACAGAUCUUCCACCAGACCAUGCCCAGGGGCAAGCACUGGAGGAUCUCACUGCGCGCCGAGCUGCCCAGUUGCCCCAGUGCAUAUGCAGCAGCAGCAGCGCAGGCAGUGCUGGGGCAGGUGCUGCAGGGAGCGCGGCUGCUGCCCCGUGACGCGCAGGCCCCCGCCAUGGCCGGGGGCACCACGGCCUUCCUGGAAGCCUGGAUGGAGCACAUCCUGGAGCACCGCAUCCGCUUCAGCCUGCAGGGAGCGCUGCAGCUCCGGCAGGACUUCGAGCUGGUGCGGGAGCUGGUGGCCUCGGAGCGCUCCGGGCUGGCCCCGGAGACCCGGCGGGAGCUGGUGGCCCUGAGCGUGUUCCAGCAGAUGGAUGGAGCCAUCCUGUGCCUCCUGCAGCAGCCCGGAGCCGCGGCCAGAGCCGGAGCGCGGCCGUGGAACAGCCUCAGGCACUGCUGCUCAGACAACGGCUCCCACCCCCCGGAGCCGGCAGCGGGGAUCCUGCAGGGUCUGGACACGCUGGAGGCUCCGGUGCCGGUGGCUCCCGCCCCGUGUCCUGCCGGUGCCGCGGGGCCGGCGCGCCCCGGGGUCCCCGAGUCCUACCUGUCGGGCCGGCAGCAGCAGUGGCUGGCGCUGCGGCUGCACCGCGCUCGCCGGUGGCGCGUCCCGGGGCUGCCCUGCAUCCGCGACCCCUCCGGGCAAUAAACCCUGAGCGGGA